Messenger RNA from Folsomia candida, 1384 nucleotides. RefSeq names its product gastrula zinc finger protein XlCGF26.1. Lineage: Eukaryota; Metazoa; Arthropoda; Collembola; Entomobryomorpha; Isotomidae. Gene Ontology annotation, cellular component: nucleus. Gene Ontology annotation, molecular function: RNA polymerase II cis-regulatory region sequence-specific DNA binding; DNA-binding transcription activator activity, RNA polymerase II-specific. Gene Ontology annotation, biological process: regulation of transcription by RNA polymerase II. The coding region runs from base 1 to 1191 and encodes 396 amino acids. The transcript is spliced from 5 exons. The record is from RefSeq and is a predicted model, not a curated record.
AUGAAACUGCUGGCUAAACUUAAAGAAGUGCUCGUUGAAAUUCCGCUCGUCAAAUGGGGGCAACCCGAAAUCCCGGGAUUUCGAUUUUUCAAAUCCCGGGAUUUCGGGAUCCCGUUUCCCGGGAAUUCCCGGGAAAUAAAUCCCAAAAAAUCCCGGGACUGGAACCACUAUAUAUGGGUCGACCCUAGGUCAUUCACUGGUAAAAACGGGGAUUUAGGGUACCAUACGAACUACCACGUCCAGACUCGUCCAACUACCACCCUCGAAACAUUCCAAAACCGACGUUUGUCACAAAAGUCAACCGUGACAAUUGAAAAGAAAAUACAUCAACCCAGACCGAUUCGCAAAGAAGCAUCAACUCUCCCGACGAAUAAUAGGCCGAAUUAUUCACCAAAAUCUGCGGAACACAUCCGAGCCAUCCACAUGGGGGAGAAACCGGACAAAUGCGACCACUGUGAGGAGUCCUUCAUCAACAGGCACGCCCUUGCCAGGCACGUGGGCCUCGUCCACACCAAAACUAGCCACGUCUGUCACAUUUGUGGGAAGAGUUUCCCCCUCAUCGGAACCCUCAAGCGGCACCUCAAACUGCACGACGAAUCAAGAAUGGUCACGUGCGACGCGUGUGGAGAAAAGUUUAAAGGCCACGCGAGGCUAAGGUCGCACCGGAUCCAGCAGCACGGCGCUGACCCAUUGGUUUGCGACGAGUGUGGGGCAACUUUCUCAAGUCCGACUGGAUUCGCGCAGCACAUGAUGGUCCACCGGGGGGAGAAACCUCAUAAAUGUGAUUUGUGCAGCGAGGCUCAUUUCGUGACGAAAAAAUCGCUAGAAGAUCACCGUAGGACGCACACUGGGGAGCGUCCCUUCUCAUGCCCGCAUUGCGAGUACGCCUUCAAAGCAAGAAAAGCGUUGGUCGGCCAUAUCAAAAAAAUUCACACGCCGGGCUACGUCGCUCCGAUUCGGCAUCGUUGUCCCCACUGCGAAAAAGGGUUCGGAAUCGGGUCCCUGCUGGAGGGCCACGUCCGCCAAGUGCACACGGGCGAGCGGCCCUUCGCCUGUGACCAGACUGGCUGUGGGAAAGCCUUCGCCCAGAAAAGGUCCCUUGUCCUGCAUUUGAGAAAAACGCAUAAAAUCGGCGAGCAGAAAACCAGGUUCAAACAGCCGAGUCGGAAGCCAGGUGGGACAACGUGCUAGAAGGUGAACACAAGAAUAAUGAGUGAAUAGGGUAGAAACGAGUUAUUAAUGAAGAUGAAAAUAUUUGUUGUUUAAACUUAUUCGAGAUAAGCAUGAAAGUCAGGUUUUUUAUUUAAGGUGACGUUUAAAAUUUGAGAUACAUCUGUUCUAGAAAUUGUAAUUUGUAUAUGUGCAAUAAAAAUGUAAAAAUCUC